Messenger RNA from Lactuca saligna, 735 nucleotides. Lineage: Eukaryota; Viridiplantae; Streptophyta; Magnoliopsida; Asterales; Asteraceae. The record is from the annotation of a GenBank genome assembly.
AUGCCAUCCUCACCCUUUAUAUCCAUUGUUCCAAUAUCAUCGAUCGCUCCAUUGCCACCAUCUAGUUUUGUAGGAAUGUCUGUUCCUUAUAUUUCAAUCCCUUUAUCGACACCCAUCUUUACCUAUUCAACCUAUCCAACUUCAUCAUUAGUCUCCAAUCCACUAAAAGUCCCUUGGGUAAAUCUUCUAAACACUCAUCAAGCAACUAUUGAGCAACUCACAUCUGCCAACUCUAAGGUUAUAGAAGAAUCAACAAAGGCUGCCCAACCAUCUGACAAGAAGAUCAUUGAAGCUGUGGAAAAGAGAGAAGCACUUUCAAAGAUCCAAGCUGAUAUUAAGAUGGAAAACGUUUAUCUGCAAUCAACCAUCACCAACAAACUUGAUACAUUAAAGGUCGACUUGGCUGCUGAGAAUAAAAUAAUGGAAGCCCUUGUAGAGCAAACUCGGAAGGCUAAGGUUCUGAAUGAAAAGGUGAAGCAUGAAAAUUCGGAAAUUGCUAGGCUUCAAGACGAGAAGUUUUCAAUAAAUGCUUGCAAUUCGGAAAUCCAUCAAAGACUAUUGAGAAUCAUUGAGAACAAAUCUCAUCCAUUCAAUGAUACAGUACGCCUGCCUCUCUCAGAAAAACAUAAGCCAGUGUUCGCUUUACUAAAUCAGAUUGUUAGUGUUUCGGCAUCAAGUGCUUCUUUGAAACAAGUAGGACAAGAGGAAGUUAAAGUAAAAGAAGAAAUCGAUUAG